GGUCGAACAUCUUUACGAAUUCGUUUCUACGUUGAAACAUAUUCCUUUAUAACCUUUCUGUAAAUGUCAAUUAUUCGUAUGUGGUGUUGUUGUUUCCAUACAAAUCAGGAAAAUGGAAACAAUAUUAGAGCAACAACGACGCUAUCAUGAAGAGAGAGAAAGAUUGAUGGAUGCAAUGGUCAAGGAAAUGCUUUAUAAAAAACCAGGCCACAGAGAAAGUAUAAAUUCCGAGCAUCGAUUAAAGAUGCUACUUGAUGAGUACAUGGACAGUACUUUACAUUUGCAGGAUUUGUACGAGGAUAAAGAUGGACAAAGGAAGGAGGAAGUGCAAGCACUCUCUGGGCCAAAUGAAUUUUCCGAGUUUUACUCUCGAUUGAAGUCCAUAAAAGAGUUUUACCGCCGACAUCCCAACGAGAUAAGUAUUCCAAUGUCUGUAGAAUUUGAAGAAUUGGCCAAAAUGCGAGAGAACCCUACCGAAGACUUUUCAAAUCUUGUUGAAUUUACGGAUGAAGAAGGUUAUGGAAAGUACCUUGACCUCCACGAAUGUUACGAAAAAUAUAUUAACCUUAAGGGAAUAGAAAAAAUCGAUUACAUCAUGUAUUUAUCAACUUUUGAUCAUUUAUUUGAUAUUCCAAGGGAAAGAAAAAAUGCUGAAUAUCAACGAUAUGUGGAAUCUCUAUUGGAAUACUUGAAUGAUUAUUUGAGUAGAGUUAGACCUUUGCUUGAUUUGAAUGCAGAACUUCAAGAAGCAAAUAAAGAAUUUGAAACACAAUGGGAGAAUAGUACAUUUCCUGGAUGGCCAAAAGAAACUGGCAGUGCUUUAACUCAUGUAGGAGCUCAUUUAGAACUUUCUGCUUUUUCUUCCUGGGAAGAGCUUGCAUCUCUUGGAUUGGACAGAUUGAAAUCAGCUCUAAUGGCUUUAGGUUUGAAAUGUGGUGGGACACUCGAAGAAAGAGCUCAAAGACUUUUUAGUACAAAAGGAGAAGCUUCUCUGGAUCCAAAUUUGUUAGCAAAAAAUAAUAGAAAUAGGAAAUCUGGGAAAGGAAGAAAUUCUGAAAAGCAAAGAGAUAUAGCAUGUUUAGAAGCUCAAGUAUACAGACUUGCAGAAUUGGUAUCCACUCAACGAGUGGCCACAAAAGAAAAUGUUCAAAGAAAACAAGCUAGAACAGAAGGUGAACGCGGAGAUUCGGAUGCAGAGGCUAGUGCUAGUGAAUCUGAAGAAGAAGAUGACAAUGAAGUUCCCUACAAUCCUAAAAACCUUCCUCUUGGAUGGGAUGGGAAACCUAUACCAUAUUGGCUGUACAAAUUACAUGGCUUGAAUAUUAAUUAUAAUUGUGAAAUAUGUGGGAACUUUACAUAUAAAGGACCAAAAGCUUUUCAAAGACAUUUUGCGGAAUGGAGACACGCGCACGGUAUGCGAUGUCUUGGUAUACCAAAUACUGCACAUUUUGCUAAUGUGACACAAAUAGAAGAUGCUCUAGCUUUAUGGGAAAAACUGAAGGCACAGAAACAAGCGGAACGUUGGCAACCAGAGCAAGAAGAAGAAUUCGAAGACUCCCUUGGAAAUGUAGUUAAUCGUAAAACAUACGAGGACUUGAAAAGACAAGGUCUUUUAUAAAAUAUUGGACUGACAUUAAACAUAAUUUUUGUAUACUACACUAUAUUACUGGUAAUAUUGUAUAUUCACAAAUAAUUGAAUGGCGAAUAAAAGCAUUGUGAAACU
This is a messenger RNA of Hylaeus anthracinus, 1723 nucleotides long. It is a transcript of the gene noi, whose product is annotated as splicing factor 3A subunit 3. NCBI's taxonomy places the organism in Eukaryota, Metazoa, Arthropoda, Insecta, Hymenoptera, Colletidae. The transcript is spliced from 2 exons. The record is from RefSeq and is a predicted model, not a curated record. Gene Ontology annotation, molecular function: zinc ion binding; RNA binding. Gene Ontology annotation, cellular component: spliceosomal complex; nucleus. Gene Ontology annotation, biological process: mRNA splicing, via spliceosome. Bases 113 to 1618 code for a protein of 501 amino acids.